GGGGAUCGCUGUAUUGUGGGUAGCGGUUAGCAGAGAUACCAGCGACCCAGUCUGCUCUCUUCAGGCGCUUGCAUUGUCUUCGCAUCCUCUUGGGGGUGGGAGGCGGUGACUCUUGGAGGGAGAGAUUCCAAGAGAGACCCAGGAUGAGGGUUUGUGGCAGGGAACCUUUGGCAUUAGGGUGCAGCACCUUUUGGAGCAAAGAAAUAAUCAACAUCGAAUUUCUGCAUGUCAGUCUAAAGCUGAGACUGUCCGCGGCCUGCAUAUAGGUCUGCCCCCAGUCCUGCGCUUACAAAGGGGUGUGGUUUUUGCUGGAGAAAAAUGGCGGACCACCGCAAGAAGGAGUGCCAGGAUGUAGCCGUAUAGCACGGGGCAUUGUCAGCGGAGUCCAGAGACCCGGAGGCAGGGUGAGAAACAAAAGCAUGAAAUUCGUCUGACCAACCAGGUCCCCGGAUUUGGGAAAGGUAGUAUUUAGAUGGUAUAAAAGUUUUGUGUUCUGUGUCUCUGUUUAGGCGCCUGUAUCUGUGGAUCUCGCUCCCAAAGAGCAGUCUAAACCGAGAAGCAGGGAAGGGAGGAAAAAAAUUCCAGAAUCAGGCACUGCUGUCUAUUUCUUUACAAGGAAGAGUGUAUAGUGCCACCUUUGGAAGAAGUGACAGACAAGAUAGUGAGGCCAGGGGGACAGAACGGGACAGGGGACUGAUCAUCCAAGGAGGAAGGUAAUAGAAGAUCCGCAAGAGGCUGCAAAGGAAGAAGGAACUACUUGGAUCUCUGAGGGUGUAUGUGAGGGUGUCUCUGGGACCCUGACUCAGGACAUCUGCAAGGGUAUCACUGUAUCUGCUGUUGUAGCUGCCCCUAACCCACAGAAUCUGAAUACUUUGCCCCUGACCCAAGAAUAUUCUGGACCAGAACAAGCCAGCUCUGUGUCCAGGUUAAGGGAUUCACGCCAGCUGUACCAUGGGCCGCACCCGAGAAGCUGGAUGUGUGGCUGCAGGCAUGGUCAUUGGGGCUGGUGCCUGCUACUGUGUAUACAGACUGACCUGGGGAAAAGAUGAGAAUGAGAAGUUGUGGGAUGAUGAAGAUGAGCAAGAGGAGGAGGGAGAGCAGGAAAAGUCUUGUAGUGGCAAACCAGAAAUUGGGGGCAAAACUGAGAAAGAACUUAAGACUAAUGCUGGGGUAGGGGCGGGAGCCAAACCUCAAGAUGACUCAAAGUCCAAGGUUGGGGUGAAUGUGGGGCCUGAGAAUGGUCCAGGUGUAAAGAAGGAAGUGCACCCAGAUUCCCAGAGUGGGGGUGGCCUAGAGGCUAAGGCCAAGGCCCUUUUCAAGAUCCUAAAGGAACAGGCAAGUGCAAAGGCAGGCAGAGGCAUAAGGCUUUCUAACAUUUCUAGGAAUAGGACCCUGACAUCAAGUUUGCCCUGCCCAGGAGGCAGAGGUGGAGGCUGCCACCCAGGAAGGACUGGCUCUAGGGCUAGGAACAGGACAAGUGGGAAAGUCAAGAGAAAGAACCGAAGCAAGAGCAACAAGGCUCCAGCCACAUGGCCUGUACGCAAGGGCAAGUUCAACUUUCCCUAUAAAAUUGAUGAUAUUCUGAGUGCCCCCGAUCUUCAAAAGGUCCUUAACAUCCUGGAGAGAACAAACGACCCUUUUACUCAGGAAGUAGCAUUGGUCACACUGGGUAACAAUGCAGCGUAUUCAUUUAAUCAAAAUGCCAUCCGUGAAUUGGGCGGAGUCCCAAUUAUUGCAAAACUGAUAAAAACAAGAGACCCCAUUAUUAGGGAAAAAACUUACAAUGCUCUUAAUAACUUGAGUGUUAAUUCUGAAAAUCAGGGCAAGAUUAAGACUUAUAUCAGUCAAGUGUGUGAUGAUACCAUGGUUUGUCGCUUGGACUCAGCGGUCCAGAUGGCUGGAUUAAGACUCCUAACCAACAUGACUGUGACUAACCACUACCAACAUUUGCUUUCCUAUUCUUUCCCAGAUUUCUUUGCUCUGUUAUUCCUGGGAAAUCACUUCACCAAGAUACAGACUAUGAAACUCAUUAUAAACUUUACUGAAAACCCAGCCAUGACAAGAGAGCUGGUCAGUUGUAAAGUGCCAUCAGAAUUGAUUUCUCUUUUUAAUAAAGAGUGGGAUAGAGAGAUUCUUCUUAACAUUCUUACCCUCUUUGAAAAUAUAAAUGAUAACAUAAAAAGUGAAGGGCUUGCAUCAUCCAGGAAAGAAUUCAGCAGAAGCUCACUAUUUUUCUUAUUUAAAGAGUCUGGAGUAUGUGUGAAGAAAAUCAAAGCAUUAGCAAGUCACAAGGAUCUGGUGGUCAAAGUGAAAGUUCUAAAAGUCUUAACCAAAUUGUAAUUGGAGAUCUGUUCCAAACAACACUGAUGUGAUGUUUCUUAAGUUUGCACGUGGGAACAAUGCAUUUUGUAAAUUCUUCAGUUUUCAGUGCGCUUGUGUAGCAAAGGGAUCCUUUAAGCUGCUAUUUAGGAAUAAAGAAUAUCACAGAUUAUCAAUAGCCAUUGAUGCUGGCUUUAGACUGAGCCACUUUAAGUAUGCCAAAUAUAUAUUAGAGCUUGCACAGAGAAAGCACUUAUUCAUUCAACUUGCUACCUAGGUUGAGAUAUUUUUAUUGUUUAACUAAACUGACAGUGAAGUAACUAUAUGUCAUAAAUAAGCUAUACUUUUAUAUUGAUUUAAAUUUGGUCAUCUAAGAGUUGUGCUUUAUCAAUAAAGUUAUGUUUAAGCAGAAGAAAAUAAAAAGCACUGUCUUUGUCCUUGGGUUCAGGAUCUAUUUGGAGACAACAUAUCUGACAAUACUUAAAUUUAAUGUCUGUGUAUGUUUAUAAAAUUCUAAUCUCAGCACUUGGGAGGCAGAGGCAGGUGGGUCUUUAUGAGUUCAAAUCCAGCCUGGUCUUCAGAGCAAGUUCCAGGACAGCCAAGGCUAUAACAGAGACACUCUUGUCUCAAAAAACAAAUCAACAAAUCGGGAAGUUUCUAGGCACCAGUGAAUGCUUCCUAUCGGUGCUUAGAGGCAGCCAAAGCUAUUGUAUACAAUGAUCCCUAGGAAUAUUUUUUUUGGAGAAGGGGAACUUAAGGAGGCUGUGCUUGAAGAAUAAAAUACAACAGGCCAGAAGGUCAUUAAGGAUGGAUUGGUGGAAGAAAAGCCUAGAGGUGCAGAUAUAGCUUCAGAGAGAACGUAUCUGAUGACCCUGUAUCUGUUUAAAGAGGGGACCCUUAUAAAAUAAUUCAUAAAACGUCAAUGGGGCUGACAGGUUACUAGGAAGGAUUCUUACAGACCAUUGCCUCAUCGGUCACAGGUCACAGAAGAUCACCAGAACCACAAGCAUGUGCAGAUGCUGCUGAACCUGACAACUUUAAUCAUCAAUGUCAUGAAUUUUUGUUUGAAAUCAUCAGUUAUGAUCUUCCUUAUUCUGUCUUUACACCUUUUCUUCUUGCCUCAGACUCUUUGAAUAAGUCCACGGUUUAAUGUGCUAUGUUGGUCUGAGUAGUAAAUCUCCCUGUGACUCUCAAA
Molecule: messenger RNA, 3514 nt
Organism: Mastomys coucha (southern multimammate mouse)
Lineage: Eukaryota; Metazoa; Chordata; Mammalia; Rodentia; Muridae
Gene: Armcx1
Product: armadillo repeat containing X-linked 1
Exons: 6
Coding region: 952-2340 (462 amino acids)
Cellular component (GO): mitochondrion
Molecular function (GO): protein binding
Source: RefSeq, a predicted model, not a curated record